Molecule: messenger RNA, 570 nt
Organism: Trypanosoma conorhini
Lineage: Eukaryota; Euglenozoa; Kinetoplastea; Trypanosomatida; Trypanosomatidae
Exons: 1
Coding region: 1-570 (189 amino acids)
Source: RefSeq, a predicted model, not a curated record
AUGCUCGCCACCGCCGCUGCGGGGUCGGCGGGGCCAGUGAGGGCCAUCAGCGGCCGUGCGACUGAGAAUGGCCCAGCAGGUAGCUCCACUUCGUCUGCGGAAGUAGCAGACGGCGCGGCGUACCGUGAGCGCCUCAUUCAGGAGAUAUUGUCGCGUGAUAAGGAGAUAUUUGAGCUGAAGCGGCAGCAUGAGCUUUCUAUGCUGCGGGUGGAGCAAAAUCAGCGCCGUGUUUUGAAAGACCAGGAGGACCGUGGCAUGUACUAUGAACAGAACUGUAACGUGCAUACCUUUGACACCGUCUCUGUUGGUCUUUACACGCAAAGGAACACCCUCUACCACACCAUGAGUGUCGAGCGGCUGCGAAAUGUGAAGCUGCUUCUGACGCUCCUCGUGACGCUUUUGACGUGCUUCUAUCUUUACUACCGUUAUAUGAUUAACCCUGAUUGGGUCUACGUGGAAAAGCCAUUGAAACUGAUUGGGAGUCGAGUUGGGGCAUUGAAUGAUAUUCGAGCGCACUGGAGCGAACAGGGGGAGGAAAGGAUGACGACGCAGUCAAAGCUGCGCGAGUAG